This is a messenger RNA of Penicillium malachiteum, 1332 nucleotides long. Its product is annotated as NADH:flavin oxidoreductase/NADH oxidase. The record is from RefSeq and is a predicted model, not a curated record. Bases 1 to 1332 code for a protein of 443 amino acids. Gene Ontology annotation, molecular function: NADP binding; FMN binding; NADPH dehydrogenase activity. Gene Ontology annotation, cellular component: intracellular anatomical structure. The transcript has a single exon. Lineage: Eukaryota; Fungi; Ascomycota; Eurotiomycetes; Eurotiales; Aspergillaceae.
AUGGGAUCCUCUGAGUUUCAAUCGCCUCGUGUAAUCAAGGCCGCUGGUCUGCCUUAUUUUACCCCGGCAAACAAUGGCGGAGCUGCUCUGAAUCCAGAAGACCCCAGCACUCCGACAUUGUUUCGACCAUUGACAAUUCGAGAUGUCACUUUGAAAAAUCGGAUCAUGGUCGCACCAAUGUGUACAUACUCGACCAACCCUGAUCCCUCCUCGCCGGCUAUUGGUGCUCUCAAUGACUUUCACAUUGCUCAUCUCGGCCAUCUAGCGUCUAAGGGUGUGGGUCUUGUGAUCAUCGAGGCCACAGCAGUGCAACCAAAUGGCAGAAUUUCUCCCAAUGACUCUGGUCUCUGGCAGGAAGGCACGGACUCUGAACAGUUCAAGGGUCUUCAACGCGUCGUCAACUUCAUCCAUAGUCAAGGAGCCAAGGCUGGUAUCCAGUUGGGUCAUGCUGGACGAAAGGCUAGCGCUGUUGCACCGUGGCUAUCGUGGGAGGGAAAGAAGGGUAGCAUUAGAGCGGAUGAAAGUGUUGGAGGCUGGCCAUCUAAUGUCGUUGGUCCUGCUGGUGGUGAAGAGCAAAAGUGGGCCCCUGGGAAUGUCAAAUAUUGGGCUCCUCGUGAGCUCAGCACGAGCGAAGUUGAGGAAAUUGUCCAGGCCUUUGCGCGCAGUGCUAAGCUUGCUGUUCAGGCUGGCGUUGAUGUGAUUGAAAUCCAUGGUGCUCAUGGGUACUUGGUCCAUCAGUUUUUGAGUCCGGUCACCAACCACCGUACUGAUAAAUAUGGUGGAAGCUUUAAGAACCGCAUCCGAAUCGUGCAGGAGAUCACUGCUACUAUCCGUGCGGUUAUUCCUGAUGGAACCCCUCUGUUCCUCCGUAUCAGCGCUACGGAAUGGCUGGAAGGCAACCCGGUCGCGGAAAAGACAGGCAGUUGGACUAUGGAUUCCUCGACUGAACUGGCGAAACUGCUACCUGAAUUUGGAGUGGAUUUCCUGGAUGUCAGUUCCGGUGGUAACCACAGAGACCAGAAGGUUGAGCCCCACGGUAACUAUCAAAUCGAUCUUGCAGGUCAACUGCGCAAGGUGAUUCAGCAGGCAGGCCAGAAAACUCUGGUUGGAGCUGUUGGACUGAUUACCGAGGCGGAAGCUGCUGGCCAGAUUGUUCAGGGUGCAGAUGAAGCAGUUGCUACGGAAGAACUCCUUGCUGGUCAAGAGCCCAAGGCCGAUGCGGUGCUCUUGGCCCGCCAGUUCCUUCGAGAGCCUGAGUGGGUGCUCACGGCUGCACGGAAAUUAAAUGUCCCAAUUUCGCUCCCUGUGCAGUUUGCACGCGGUCUACUAUAG